CCAGGAGGAGGGUGGAUCUCCAGAGAGCGGAGCGCCCGGAGUCCUCCUCCUCCUCCUCCUCCGCCUCCUGCCGCCCAGGUUCCGCCGCCGCCCCUCCGACUCCUCCUUCUGCCGCUCGGGGCGCGGAGCCUCAGACAGGGGCCGAGCACUCUCCUGCCGGAGCCUGCUCAGCCGCGGCUUCGGAGCCCACGGGGCGGCGGACAGGCUUUGCAGUGCAGAUUGUUCUUAACCCUUUGGCAAGAACAAAAUGGCCACAAAUAAGCCCAAGGGUCAGAAUUCCUUGGCUUUACACAAAGUCAUCAUGGUGGGCAGUGGAGGUGUGGGCAAGUCUGCUUUGACUCUACAGUUCAUGUAUGAUGAGUUUGUGGAAGACUAUGAACCUACCAAAGCAGACAGCUACCGAAAGAAAGUAGUGCUGGAUGGGGAAGAAGUGCAGAUCGAUAUUUUGGAUACAGCUGGGCAGGAGGACUAUGCUGCAAUUAGAGACAACUACUUCCGGAGUGGAGAGGGUUUUCUCUGUGUCUUCUCCAUUACAGAAAUGGAAUCCUUUGCAGCCACAGCUGACUUCAGGGAGCAGAUUUUAAGAGUAAAAGAAGAUGAAAAUGUUCCAUUCCUGCUUGUUGGUAACAAAUCAGAUUUAGAAGAUAAAAGGCAGGUGUCUGUAGAAGAGGCAAAAACCAGAGCUGAUCAGUGGAAUGUGAACUAUGUGGAAACAUCUGCUAAAACGCGAGCUAAUGUUGAUAAGGUAUUUUUUGAUUUAAUGAGGGAAAUCCGAGCCAGAAAAAUGGAAGACAGCAAAGAAAAGAAUGGGAAAAAAAAGAGGAAAAGUUUAGCCAAGAGAAUCAGAGAAAGAUGCUGCAUUUUAUAAUCAAAGCCCAAACUCCUUUCUUAUCUUGACCAUACUAAUAAAUAUAAUUUAUAAGCAUUGCCAUGGAAGGCUCAAUUGACUGAAAUUACUUUAACAUUUUGGAAAAUGUUAUGUAUCACUAAAAGCAUGAAUUGGAACUUCACUGAAAGUCAAAUUCACUUAAAAAGAAAUUUUUGUGGCUUCACCAAGAAGCAGCAUUCAACUUACUUCAUAAUUGCCUACAUUUAUCACGGUCCUGAAUGUAGCGUGUGAGCUUGUGUUUUGCAGGCAGUCUCUUUUGAACUGUUACAAAGGUGACAUGGUGGGGGUGGGGAGUGGGAGGAAAGGCUACUUCCUCUGGUUUAUUAUAAAACUUCAAUUUUAUAUCAUUUAAAAAUGUCUUGGUCUUCUACUGCCUUGAAAAAACGACAGUUGUGAACAUGAUAGUUAAACUGUACCACUUUUUUAACCAUUGUUAUGCAAACUAGAAGAAAAAGUUACUGGCAUGAUUGUUGCAUAUAGUGAAAGUGAGAGUAAUUCAUCUGUAACCUGCAUUAAUUACCUGGUGAUUAACUUUUAAAAUAUGGUGUAAACUUGUACAUGGAAAUUUUUGAAUAUGCCUUAAUUUAGAAACCGAAAAAUACCUGGUUACAUCUUUCUGGGUAUGUCCUCACUGGCCAUGGGCCCAUUAUCCCAUGUGUCUUGGUGAGAGAACGAAUGCCUGGUAUGGAUACAACUUUUGUGUAGAAGAUUCCUGAGAAAUAACUGAUAGCAAUCUGUCCAAAUUUAAAAUGUGUGCCAUACUCUGGUUCUUGAGUUCCAGAGCUCCUUGAUUGCUUUUGAUUAACCAUAAGGUAGUUUAAAAUGAUGGGCCAGCAUAAACUUGUAAGAAAAUUUUAGACUGAGGAUUCAGCACCAGUUAUGUUUCAGUGAACCCUCAUUUUCUUUAAGAUGCUGGUCCCUGGAACUUCCUUUCUGCAAGUGGUAGGCAUCUGUUUUUAGUCUCCUUAGAGUGCAGUACAGGAAACAUGUCGAUGUGCUAAUGCAUUAGCAUACUUGCAGGAAAAUAUUCAUGCUUGCCACCUAUUGAUUUCUAAAUUUAUACUCAUAAGGUUACAGUUUGGCUAUAUGGAGUUCUUAGGAAUAUUUGUAGGAAUAUUUGUGUUCAGAAUGAAAAACACUGUAGCUCCAUUUUCUUCAAAUUCACAUCAAGCAGUCAAGCCCAAGUAUAGAAAAGAAAACAGUUUUAGCUAACACAGGCCAAACCUGUUGUUAGCAUUGUUGGUGUACCCACUGGGAGGAUUCUGCCGUGCUGGUGAUUUUAAUGGGAAGUGUACCAUUGUCAGAUUUUUCUUUCUUCUGUCAAAUGGGGUUACUUCCUAGUAGGACAGUUUAUUCAACAAAGUUUUUCUUUUUGCUUAGUCCUAAUUUCAACAAGUCAAAGAUGUGUUCAGGCAUUCCAGGUAAUGGGUAUGUAUGUAACGUUAAUAAAAAUAGGCUUUUUAGGAAUUCAACUGUUUAGAUAUUUCAUCCAGCUUGUCAUGUUAAAUAUUUGUUCUUAAAGGGUUUGAGAUGUACAUCUUUCAUAUUUUUCAUAGGCUAUGCCAUGUGCAGAAUUACGGUUACCAAUGUAACACUGGCCCCGUGGGCCCAGCGGUCUCCAUGUGUUCGCAUUGCAGUCUGAUUUAACCAGGGGUCCUAACCACUAACAUUGUGACUUUGCUUUGAGACCUUUCCUCUCCUGGGUACUGAGGUGCUAUGAAGCCAACUGACAAAGAUGCAUCACAUGUCUUAGGCUGAUGCCACUACCCAAUUGGUUUAUUUGCAAUUUGAGCCAUUUAAAGACCAAUAAACUUCCUUUUUUAAAAAUGUUUGUGGUGUUAC
Messenger RNA from Condylura cristata (star-nosed mole), 2731 nucleotides. RefSeq names its product v-ral simian leukemia viral oncogene homolog A (ras related) (gene RALA). Gene Ontology annotation, cellular component: plasma membrane. Gene Ontology annotation, molecular function: GTP binding; GTPase activity; GDP binding. The record is from RefSeq and is a predicted model, not a curated record. Lineage: Eukaryota; Metazoa; Chordata; Mammalia; Eulipotyphla; Talpidae. The transcript is spliced from 5 exons. The coding region runs from base 248 to 868 and encodes 206 amino acids. Gene Ontology annotation, biological process: Ras protein signal transduction; regulation of exocytosis.